AUGCACCGCGCCUGCACGGAUCUUCCGCAUCCGACGCAGUUCGUAGAGAACACCUACAUCACCCUCAAGGAUGACAUCCGCCUGGCCGCACGGCUCUUUAUGCCGAAAGAUGCAUCGUCGGAGCACCGCUAUCCGGGCAUUCUGGAGUACAUCCCGUACCGCAAGCGCAACGGCACCCGCAUCCGUGAUGAACCUAUGCACGGCUUCUUUGCCGGCCAAGGCUACGUCGCAGUGCGCGUCGAUAUGCGCGGCACCGGUGAGUCGGAUGGCCUGCUGCUCGACGAAUACCUCAAGCAGGAGCAGGACGAUGCACUCGAGGUGAUUGAUUGGAUCAGCAAGCAGCCAUGGUGCACCGGUGACGUUGGCAUGAUGGGCAAGUCGUGGGGUGGUUUCAACUCGCUGCAGGUGGCCGCUCGCCGUCCUCCCGCGCUGCGUGCCAUCAUUGUUCUCGGCUUCACACACAACCGUUUCACCGACGACAUCCACUGGAAGGGCGGGUGCCUGCUGAACGACAACUUCUGGUGGGGAUGCAUCAUGCAGGGCUUCCAGUCAUGCCCGCCCGACGGCGACAUUGUCGGGGAUCGCUGGAAGGAGAUGUGGCUGGAACGGCUGGAGAAGAUGCCGCUGAACGCCGCUGACUGGGCUGAGCACCAGCGGUACGACGCUUACUGGCAGCACGGGUCGAUCCAGGAGGACUACAGCUCCAUCCAGGUGCCAGUGCUCCUCGUCGAUGGCUGGGCAGACUCGUACACGAACUCCCUCUUUCACCUGCUGGAGGGGCUGAAGGUGCCGUGCAAAGCCAUUUGCGGCCCGUGGGCGCACUUGUACCCGCAGGACGGCACGCCGCUGCCUCGGAUGAACUUUCUGCGUGCGGCCAAGGACUGGUGGGACUACUGGAUGAAGGGCAUGACGGCCAACGACGUGGCGAGCUGGCCGGUGCUCCAGGUCUACAUCGAGGACUCGCUGCCGCCCUGCACAACCAAGCCGAUGGCGCCUGGCAAGUGGGUGGCGAUGGACAAGUGGGUGAACGCUGAGGUGCCGACCGUCGCGUAUGGCCUCGGCGCGGGCCGGUUACUGACAGAGGUGGGCAAGGACGGCGCCACCAUUGGCACCGGCACGGUAAUGGUGCACACCCCGCUGAACCAUGGGCUCAUCUCAGGUGAGUGGAUGGGCGUGGGUGUGAUAGGUGAGACUGCUGGUGACCAGCGCAUUGACAACGGCUUGGCCGUCACCUAUACCUCAGCCCCGCUUACAGCUGCUAUGGAUAUCCUCGGCCAGCCAACCUUCUCUGUGACGCUGACCUGCGAUCAGGCGAAGGGCUUCCUGUUCGCCAAGCUGUGCGACAUUGCGCCAGACGGGGCGGCCACGCGCAUCACGUACGGCAUGAAGAACCUGGUUCACUGUGGCCCCGAGGGCGACAAAGCCAUUGCCUUGGUGCAGCCCGGGCAGGCGGUUCAGGUGACAGUGACGAUGGACUUCUGCGGCUACUGCGUCCCGGCCGGCCACAGCGUCUCCCUUUCGCUCGCGAACAACUACUGGCCCAUGGUUUGGUGCUCUCCGGCGGACACGACGCUGCUGCUGGACGCCGCAACGGCUGUCUUCCGCGUCCCGGUGCUCCACUCGAGCGCCACCAUUGUCCCUGGUCCAGAUUCGGUUCCGGAGGUGGCGGCUUCGACCCCCAUGACGGUGAUCGCGCCCGGCCGCGUGGAGCGCUCCGUCUCAUAUGAGAUCGUGCGGGACACCUGGACAUACGUCACGAGCGUCGUCGGUGGCGUGUUUGGCGAGGGCAUCGUCCGCUUCGACGACAUUGGCACAACGCUGGAACACAAUAUGCAUCGAGAGCUGACACUCAGCAACCGCGACCCGCUCUCGGCGCACUACACCAUUAACCAGAAGCUCAAGGUCAGCCGCCCGCACUGCGUCACAGAUGUGAACAUUACGAGUACGCAGCACUGCGAUGCCGACUAUCUCUACAUUCGGUCCAAUAUCAAGGCUGCCCACAACGACGAGGGUGUCUUUGAGAAGAGCUUCUGCCGCCGUGUGCGUCGGGAGGCCAUCUAA
Leishmania mexicana MHOM/GT/2001/U1103 is the source of this 2061-nucleotide messenger RNA. Its product is annotated as putative X-pro, dipeptidyl-peptidase,serine peptidase,Clan SC, family S15. Gene Ontology annotation, molecular function: dipeptidyl-peptidase activity. The transcript has a single exon. The record is from RefSeq and is a predicted model, not a curated record. Bases 1 to 2061 code for a protein of 686 amino acids. Lineage: Eukaryota; Euglenozoa; Kinetoplastea; Trypanosomatida; Trypanosomatidae.